CGACGACGUUGGACGCUGACGGUCACCCUCUCGGCUCCAAUUACAUUCGCUAUCAUGGACUACACCGCCGACUCCGAUCCAUGGGCUUCGUCGCCGAAGCACAACCGCUCGUCUUUUGGGCAGCCUCCCACCGGCGACAUCCCCUCAUCCCCGCUGCCUCCGCAGGCAUCGCCGUACGGUCAGGGCUCGGAACAGUAUGGCUACAUGGGCGAUCACGAUGCGCAGAACCGACCUAAUGCGGCGCCCGAAAAUGGCGACCACCAACAGCAACCGCGCACGCCGGGCCUCGAUGCGCCGCAAUCACCGCAAGCCCAACACCAAGCUCAGCAGCAAGCUCCCGGCCCAGGCCAGCAGCCCCAGCGAUACCACGGCACGCGACCGCAGCGACAGCAACAGCAGCAGUACAAGCUCCAGGCCAAGGUCACGGGUCUCGAGCGGACUGGCAAGAAGGACACGAUCCUGCGGUUCGACGUUUACACCAACCUCCCCAAGUUCCGCACCACGCAGUUCCGCGAUGUCCGCCGCCUGCACUCUGAGUUUGUCAAGCUUGGCGAGCACCUCAUCUCAGCGUGUCCCGAAGCGAUUGUGCCCGCCGUCCCCCCAGCCACUACCUCGGCCGGCGCCGGCACCGAGGAGGACGAGGCGCGGCUGAAGUCGUCGAUGCAGCGGUGGCUGAACACGGUCUGCAGCAAUGAUGUGCUCAUACGAGACGAGGAGAUGGUCUUCUUCGUCGAGAGCGACUUCGGUUACAGCCCAGUGGUGCGCCGGAAGCAGCCCGCGACCGGCGUGCGACGCAAGGUCAUCAAGCAGUUUGCCCCGCCGCCAGACGACACGCCAGAGCUCGCUGCAGCCCGUCCGACCGUCAAGGCCUUCUACCUCGGGACCAUGGACACGGAGCAGAAGGUGGAGAAGAUGGUGAAGCACAGGAGGAAUCUUGGUGUUGCAGAGUCCGACCUGGGCACAAAAUUCGCCGCCAUGCAUGCACAGGAAACGCAUGUCGGUCUCUCCCACGCGUACAAGAAGCUGGGCAAGGUCAUCCAAGCGAUGGGUGACUUCCACGCUGCGCAGGGCACGGCCGAGGCAACAACGCUCGGUGACCCCCUCCAGUACCACAGCAGCGACGCCUUCAUUGCAAAGGAAACACUCACAAAUCGACACAUCCUGCUGCGGGAGUUGUUGCAAGCGCAGUCUGCGACCAAGUCCAAACUCUCCGCAGCAGACAGGCUGAAAGCCAGCUCCAGCGUCAAGCGCGACAAGGUGGAUGAGGCCAUCGCCGCGCUAGACGAGGCCCGCAGCCACGAGCAGUACCUCACGUCGAAAGCCCAGCGCGUCACACAGAACCUGCUCCACGAGCAGAGGAAAUGGUUCGACAGGACCACGGCCGACAUGCGCCAGGCGAUCAGGGAGUACGUCAUCCGCGAGAUCGAAGCUGAGCGCCGUACCCUGGCUACCCUCGAGUCCGUGCGCCCAGACAUCCGCGCCAUCGACGGGAGCGGCGGCCUGUCCCGGCUGGGUCGCGAGGCUCACCCGCCCCAGCGCCGCGCCCCCAUGGUCAACUCCCAGGGGCCCAAGGGCGACGCGUGGUCUGGCGUGCCCCGACGGCCCGGCGACGGCCUCAACCGCAGCAUGAGCGGCAACGUCCCCCUUCCCGUCGCAGACGACGAGGAGAACGACGAGGAGGUGCUGCACGGACGGAAGCGCGCGACGAGCAACGGCAGCCAGAAGGCCGUCGAGGAGGACGAGGACAGGAUCGACGCGAGGAACGCAGCCAGCAGACUGGCCACAACGACCUUCUAGCAGCAGAUCAGCGCCAGGCAGGACUGAGGGGUGUGUAGUUGGUUAUCGCGCUAGUAAUAUCAUCGCCUGCAGCAUGCGCUGUGAUGAGUUUGUUUUGUUGUACUGAUUGAGUGAGGAUGUGCGAGUGAGGAGACUGCGCUGAAGGUGCUUGAUCGGUGAAUGUUCCGUGAGCCUUUCUCCAUGCAAGCGUGGGUGUCGACCAAGCCGUUUCCCAGCUCAUACUCAUACCUCAUAAGCCCUUGUAGUCUCCUGGUGCGUUGACAUGAUGUCGCUUGGAUUGCGAAAGCGUCAGCGUAUCCAGGCUUCGCUGUUCUUCAAUCGAGC
Molecule: messenger RNA, 2121 nt
Organism: Dothidotthia symphoricarpi CBS 119687
Lineage: Eukaryota; Fungi; Ascomycota; Dothideomycetes; Pleosporales; Dothidotthiaceae
Product: vacuolar protein sorting-associated protein-like protein vps17
Exons: 3
Coding region: 55-1797 (580 amino acids)
Biological process (GO): intracellular protein transport; retrograde transport, endosome to Golgi
Cellular component (GO): retromer complex; endosome; retromer, tubulation complex
Molecular function (GO): phosphatidylinositol-3-phosphate binding
Source: RefSeq, a predicted model, not a curated record